AUGGCGCCGCAGGGAUCCAGAACGUGGUCCCAUGUGCAGCCCGACUUUGAACAGAUUAUACCUGCCAACGAGUUCGGAGCCAUUGAGCAGGUGCCCGUACUGUCCACCUUUGCUAGCCGGACGUGCUUGUAUCGCGCGGCGGUCCACAAGCGGACCAUGGCUGGGAUCUCGGGAACCAAGUCGAAGGGCUGCACGAGCAUCGUGAUGUCGGGAGGGUAUGAGGACGACCGGGACGAAGGCGACAGCUUGACGUACACCGGCGCAGGAGGCCGCAUCACCAAGAACGGGGAAGCGCCCCGAGACGGACCUCAGAGUUGUGAUCAGACCUGGCAGAAUGGAUCAAAUGCGGCUUUAAAGAUGUCGGUGACGACGAGGAAACCCGUUCGCGUCGUCCGAGGCUUCCAGUCUAACUCCAAAUAUGCGCCGGCCGCUGGGUAUCGUUACGACGGCCUGUACACCGUGGAGCAGGCGUGGAUGGACACCGGUCGAAGCGGCUUCCAGGUGUGCCGGUUCAGGCUCGUGCGCCUUCCCGACCAGCCUCCCAUCCCGCGUCGCGGCGAGGGCCGAGCUCCUUUCGAUCAUUCCCGCUGGCCCACGCCGAUCAGAUUCCCGUGGAUCAACGUCGUCACUGGCGAGUCAUCGCGCGACACGCAUCCCAGUGACCUCCCGCGACCGACCUCACGCCCUGCGCUCUCCUCACGGCCGACGCCCGGCGGCUCACGAACUCGAGUCGACCCCAACGUCGACCUCAACUCACAGCCUGCCAGCGGGAACGCCGGGGGCCCAUCAAGGCGUGUCCGCGCUGGGCCUUCGAGCCGCGUACGUGCGGACCUACAGCUAGGACGUUCUCCUGCUGCGCCGACGGUCGUACCGCCGACUACGAACCAGAUGAACCGCCUCAGCCGGCAGGCGGAGACCCCGCCAGUGCAGUCACCCACGGACGCGCCGGAGGUAGAUGUGCAGGCGCUGUUGGCAGAGAUGAAGGGGCAGAGCGGACGGGGAUAG
This is a messenger RNA of Epithele typhae, 1005 nucleotides long. RefSeq names its product PUA-like domain-containing protein. Gene Ontology annotation, molecular function: ubiquitin protein ligase activity. NCBI's taxonomy places the organism in Eukaryota, Fungi, Basidiomycota, Agaricomycetes, Polyporales, Epitheliaceae. The record is from RefSeq and is a predicted model, not a curated record. Bases 1 to 1005 code for a protein of 334 amino acids. Gene Ontology annotation, biological process: negative regulation of gene expression via chromosomal CpG island methylation; protein ubiquitination. The transcript has 8 exons.